This is a messenger RNA of Oppiella nova, 1294 nucleotides long. Lineage: Eukaryota; Metazoa; Arthropoda; Arachnida; Sarcoptiformes; Oppiidae. The record is from the annotation of a GenBank genome assembly.
GUUUGUUUUGAUUUUUGCCAUAUUUUCGCUUUAAAUGAAUAUUCGGUGUAUUUAUUGGACAUAAGACUCAUUGAAAGCAUUGAUUAUUUGUUUUCAUAACAUUUCACACAAUUCUUCGCCAUUUGUUCACUGAAUCUCUUUAAUGUCUCAACAAUUGGUUUGUCUUUGAAAUCGAUGAGUAUUUUGUGAAUGAAUGUCAAAAAUGGCGAAUAAUUGCGGAUCAGAUUCAGACCUUACGUUUGAUUCUCCUGAGGAAGAGGUGCUGUACUUAAGAAGAAGAGUGUCUGAAUAUCAGUCAGAGUUGGAGGAGUUCCAGGAGUCGAGCCAUGAAUUGGAGGCCGAAUUGGAGGCACAACUGAAUCAGUCGGAGAAACGGAUCCAAGAGUUGUCUCAACAGAACUCACGGCUCGAGUCGGACAACGAGUCCCUGAAAGCAAAGUUCGCCAAACUAUCGGUCGAAAGUCAGAACCAAAUCCUUGAGCUCCAGAAGGAAGCGGCGGAACUGCAUUCAGCCAAUGAUCGGCUCACGUCUUACAUCCGAGAACUGGAACAGUCCAACGAUGACCUCGAGAGGGCUAAGAGGGCUCUCGACGCCACUCUCCAGGACUUCGACUCCCGACUCAACCAACAGAUUGAACGCAACGUUUUGCUGGAGAACGAGAUCGGAGAGAAGGAAGAGCUCCAGGAAGUGAUCCAACGGCUCAAAGACGAGGCAAGAGAUCUCAGACAAGAGCUUAUGGUUCAGCAGAAGGUCGACCCCAACACCGAUAAGAGACAUAAGCUAUCGAUGGAUAACUCGAUUAAUAAUAACAAUAACUGCAAUAAUAAUAACAAUAAUAACAAUAAUAAUAACCAUAAGGUUCGGAGUAAUAGUGUAAACGUGAGUCACUGCGAGACCCAAACAAACGGCACUCCUAUCAAACAAACGAGACUUAAUUACAUGAGUCGAUCCAUUUCCAACCCAACCUCCCCUUCGGUAGCCUCUCAGUGCCCGCCCACACAACCGCUGCCAUUACUGUCGCCGUCGACCCGUAUAUCUGCCCUCAAUAUAGUGAGUGAUUUACUGCGAAAAGUGGGAGCAUUGGAGUCAAAGCUGGCCUCUUGUCGUAAUAUCGUGACCACAAACUCCUCACUGAGCCGUAACUCAUCCCUCAACAACAGGUCAUCCAAUUCUACACCUAUUAGUUCUCCGGUCAAAGACCCCAUCAGAGACAUCAAUGCCAACAGUUAGAGACACAGACACGCAAACAGCACUUGUUGCAGACUUAUCACAACUCAUACUUCAUUGAAUACA